Molecule: messenger RNA, 4121 nt
Organism: Haliotis rufescens (red abalone)
Lineage: Eukaryota; Metazoa; Mollusca; Gastropoda; Lepetellida; Haliotidae
Product: circularly permutated Ras protein 1-like
Exons: 17
Coding region: 916-3324 (802 amino acids)
Biological process (GO): endoplasmic reticulum to Golgi vesicle-mediated transport; intracellular protein transport; signal transduction
Cellular component (GO): plasma membrane; COPII vesicle coat
Molecular function (GO): GTPase activity; GDP binding; GTP binding
Source: RefSeq, a predicted model, not a curated record
CAUCUUUUAACGUAUUUUGGUAAGACGCGGUCGGGCAUCUCCGGGCUGACGCUCUGCCAUUAUACCACGGAGGCGGUCAUACAUAAAAAACCCAGGAUGAAUAUGGAAUUUGAAGCAAGGAUCACUGCAUGUCUCCAGGAUUCAACCUGACAACUGGACCACCUUUGUCCCCAAGCUGAUUGUGUGAUUAAAUUGUGUGAGUUGAGUUGAUUUUAAUGCCGCUGUGAACAGUAUUCCAAUUAUCACAACGUGUCAACUUAAUGUGGGAGGAAAGCCCGAAGUAAUGCAGAGCUCAGACGUUUACCACUUUGGUGGAACCCACAAGCACGGGUGUGGUGCUGACAAACCUAGAAACAUAAUCGGGGCGAACCGGGAUUCGAACCCACACUCACAAGUAUCUGACAAUAAUUAUGUGAUGCAGGAUGACCUGACAUGAUGCUCUUACCAUAAAUGUCUUAUAUAUAAUCCCCUAAAACGUCAACCACUUACCGGUGGCACGGGUGGCCCGGUCGUCUAAGGAGCCGCGAUUCGCUGUGCAGAGUUGCGUCCCUUAAGCGGCGUUAAAUCGAACUCACUCACUCUGUAAAAUGACUGGAAUUGAUUUUCUACAGUGUUUGGUUUUGUUAGUUGCCUGCCCCUUACCCUGGGACAUCCUGCUUGUGUUGUGCAACAUGUAAGACAUGUGACGCAAUGUUAGAUAUAACAAUAUGUUCGAUAUGACACGCGAAUUGUUGGAGCGUCUAUUUAUAGCCACUGAUUCAGCCUAACCAGUAUAACAGCGCGACCGUAUUUCCCACCCGGUAGACACUUACCGAACAGCGCACACAAGAGUUAGAAGGGAGUCAUACACUGCGACAAGAUUUUGCAAACACAAGGGGUAGUGAACCGCCCAAGUGUGAUAGCAGAUCUGUUGAGAUGGAUUUCGGGAGCGAAUUUGUGUAUGUUGGGGAGGACGAAGAUGAAAUCCUCAAUUCCGACUCGUCAGAAGAAGAGGAAACGGAAAUGGAUGAGAUGGAAUGUAUGCUGGACAUCCUCGACACGGCCGGGCAGGAAGAGUACUCCGCAAUGCGAGAUCUGUACACUCGGUCAGCUCAAGGCUUCAUCAUCGUGUACGACAUCACGAACAGGGAGUCGUUCGAGGAAGCAACGGCCAUGUUUACUUUCCUGGAAACAAGUAAACAGGGGGAAAAAAUAUAUGCUGUUCUGUGCGGCAACAAAUCUGAUCUAGAGAACCAACGUGUUGUCUCCAAGGCAGAAGGCAAAGGUCUGGCCAGAGCCAGGGACGUGCCCUUCAGGGAGACAUCGGCCAAAACAGGGGACAAUGUUAGGGACGCUAUAGAGGCCUUACUCAGGACCAUCCCUCGUCAAGGGAUUGAAUAUAAGCUUGUAACAAUGGGAACAGGUGGUGUGGGCAAGUCGUCUGUCACCUUGCGUCUAGUGCACGAGUCGUUUGUAGAAAACUUUGAUCCCACCAUUGAAGAUUCCUACAAGAAGAUGAUCAACGUCAAAGGUCUUCCGAAGAUGGAGGCCAAAGAAAAGAAGAAGAAAUCUGAAGCAUCAGCAACCGAAUCUGCACCAGUACAAGCACAGGCAACUGGUGGACUACCAGGGGAAGCUGCCGGUAGGACCCCCAUCAAGACAAAGAAGAUAGAUGGCAAUGUGGUGCACAUCCCCCUGGGUACACUGGCCGAUGAUCCACAACUUGUGACCGGGGAUCCAGUUCGGUGCAGGAAGUGUGACGCCGCUCUGUGCCAGACAUCAAGCCUCAUAGACAAUGGAGAUGCAAGGCAGUGGACCUGUGAGUAUUGCGGGAAAGAGAACAAAGAACUAGACGUGACCUCGGAGGAGAUACCCAGAGAGUUGAUGUUUGACUACAUGUUGAGUCCUGCAACAGAGAAAGAGGAGGAGGCAGCUGAGGUUGUCCAGAAGAUCACGCCAGGAAUAAUUGUCUACUGCAUGGACGUCAGCGGCUCAAUGGAUGCCAAGGCAGAUGUCCCAGAACUACAAGCGGCAUGGAAGCAGGCUCGGAGUGGGGAGACGCUGGAGGCUAAAUCUAGGCUGGAGUGUAUCAAGGAGGCUGUGAUGAGACAGGUGGAGCUGCUGAAACUGGAACAGCCGGAAAAACAAGUGAUGCUGGUCCUCUUUGACUCAGAAAUCGAGAUCGUAGGUGAUGGGACAGGACAACCUAUAAACAUCACCGGUGUUGACAUGAAUGACUUUGAUGCUCUCAUCAAAAAGGGGAAAGAUCUAGCAGAAAGAAAUGAGAUCAAACCUCUACGACUUUCCCAUGAUGGUUUGAUGGAGAAGGUGGCAGACUUGCACACGCGAGGCUGUACAGCACUUGGCCCUGCAUUGGCAAUAUGUGCUGGAUUUGUGAGUGAAGUGCCUUCAUCAGAGAUUGUGCUGUGUACUGAUGGGGCUCCAAACCGUGGCAUUGGCUCCUUGAGUCAUGGCGUCUCUGACUCUGACUUCUAUACGACGAUCGGCAACUAUGCUCGUUCGAAGAACAUCGUCAUCAACAUCAUGGCAGUGGAGGGAGAGCCUGUCGGGAUGCAGCACGUCAGUGCGUGUGCACUGGCUUCAGGCGGCACCGUCAACGUCCUCAACCCCCUGGAGAUUGUCCGGGAGCUGCGCCUCAUCUGGCAGAACAAGAUCGUGGCUUCAUCAGUUCAUGUUACCUUCCUGCUGCAUCCAUCCCUUGUGUUUGUUGAAGAAGGUUAUCCAAAGGACUGCAGCAGGUUGGUGAAAGAGGUGGGCAAUGCCCUUAAGGACACGGACCUCACAUUCAACUUCAAACUCAAAGAUCCGGACACCAUCCCAGAAAUUGAUGAAAUCCCUUUCCAGGUUCAGAUCGCCUACACUCGCAAGAACGGCAUGAAGUGUCUCCGUGUCAUGUGCAAGAGUCACAAGUUCACCAAGGACAGGAAGGUCAUGGAGGAGAACAUCAAUGUGGCAGUCGUGGGAUUGGCCACCGUGCAGAAGACGGCAGAGAUGGUGAAGCAGGGAGCCCCAAAACAAGCCAAGGGACAUAUACGGGCAGCCAAACAUGUGAUGAAGAGAGGUGCGAAGACUGUAGAACAACGCGAGGAGCGAUAUGCAUUUCAUACAGCAUGCUCGGAACUGGAAACAGACCUGGAUAGGAACAUGACAAAAUGGGAACGGGGCAGAGCAAGUGACUUUUCCCACAAAAUCGUGGGCCACGCGCUGAAAGCUCCAGCGUCCCAUUUCCAUGGCUCACGAAAAAUGGCGGCGAAAACCAAAUCUCGUCAACUCAGCAGUACAGCUGCAGAUAACUAUUACGACUAUCAGCAUUACAAGUGUUAGGGACCUCGAUUAUGUGGCAUGGUAAUCGAUGGCACCACUUGCGUCUGAAUCAUCACCGAGCAAUUCAUCUGCAGAAUUCAAACAGAGCAAUGUUUGAAUGGUUGUUCCAAAAGACGAAGAGUUUUCAUAAUUGAAGUUAAAAUGUCAGCCUCUUCAAACUCAACGAAAAUGUCGAGGUAAAAAUGAGACUAAUUUAUUUCGUGAAUCUUGUGGUACAGACAAUUGCAUUUUAAAUAAAACCAAAAACUUGAACAAACAUUACCGCAAACCUAAACUAAAGUUGAUAUUACCGUAUACAAUGGUUUUGCUUUCUUAAAGUCAGUACAUGGCUGUCAUGCUACAUUUGUCUUUUGCUAAUCACCUGUCAGCGCCAAUUAUAUGUUGCCGUCUCUUGUUAAGUUUCCACAUUUGUUAUCUUAUUACUUUUGUUGUUCUAACUGAUACAUAUAAAUGUUCUCCGCUUCAUAUCAUUUAUUCACCUUAGUAAGUAUAUUAUCAUUUAUAUCAUGAUAUAACAUUUAUACUAAGUUUUCAAAUAAUAAUUAGACCCACAGGAAGUGCGUUUAGCAUUGUGGGUGUAACAUUUAUACAAAUUUUAAAUGAUCACAAAACAGGAAGUAAUACACAUUAGGAUCCAGGAUAAAUGCACAUACAAAAUAUUAGAAGUUUCAAUUAUGUCUACAUAGUUUAAUAGAUUUAAAGCUUUUUAGAUAAAUACUAGCCUAAGGUAACAAGAUCCCAUCCCCCAGACAUACUAUUCAACAAGGCAAGAGAUAAAUUAUGUCUACAUAGUCUUA